AUGGAGGUUCUACCGUUUCUACGCGGACAUGAUCUCAUUAAUCUCGUUGAUGGAUCGUGUAUCUGCCCGCCGGAAUUCCUCACUGCCGUGUCUGAUGCUACCUCGUCCGCUGCUGCUACACGUGUUCGGAAUCUGGCGUACGUCGCUUGGUUUCGCCGUGAUCAGGAGCUGCUGUCUCUUCUCGUUUCUUCGCUGUUGGAGGAGGUGCUUUCCAUCGCCGUCGGCUGUCGGACCUCGAAGGAGUUGUGGGAUGCCAUUGAGCAGUCCCUUGCUUCGGCCUCUCAAUCCCGUCAGCUUCACUUGCUCAGCCAACUCCAUGGUCUCCGGCAAGGAGAUUCGUUGACGGCGGAGUACCUCGGGCGAGCGCGGCUAAUUGUUGAGGAUUUAGCUCUCGCCGGCCGGAAUGUGAUGCUGGAAGAACAGAAUCUGUAUGUCUUCCGUGGCCUUCGACCGGAGUUCAAGGGGGUGACGUCUUCGCUGGCGGUUCGGGGGCAUCCAAUGACGCUCCUUGAGCUUGCGGACUUGCUAGGCGCGCAGGACUUCAUCGCCGGUGAUGACUACGCUCUGCCUGGAGGUGCUGCGCCGGCGGCUUUCACUGCUCAGGGAGGUCGCCAGUCGCGUGGACGUGGAGGAGGGCGUUCGGCUGGAGGAUCGCCGUUCGGCCGUGGUGGUUCCGCCUCUGCAAUUGUUCUCAUCCUCUCCCCAUCCUUGUACCCGUUCUCGGAGGGGAUUUUAAAAUCCCCUUCAUCCUUGUCUUGUUUACUCGAAUAG
Molecule: messenger RNA, 771 nt
Organism: Ipomoea triloba (trilobed morning glory)
Lineage: Eukaryota; Viridiplantae; Streptophyta; Magnoliopsida; Solanales; Convolvulaceae
Exons: 2
Coding region: 1-771 (256 amino acids)
Source: RefSeq, a predicted model, not a curated record